UUUAUUUAAAGCAAUUAUCAGCUAUUGUCAUUCUUUUCUCAUUUUGUCACCUCACAGCAUCUGAAACGUGUGUUUAUAAAUCUCCUUGUGAAUGUGUGUACAAGAAUGGAAGUGUUAUAAACCUGAACUCUUUAGGUUCUCAUUCAAAUGCUAGGUGGAUGAUUAAGGCAGUUGACAACUACACAUACUAUUACAACCCUUGUUUUGCAUUCUCUCUAGGAAAUAGUGACUCUGAAUGUGCCAAAGGUGUUGCAGUAUGCCAAGUCAGCUCAACUGGAGAAUAUUUUGACUGUGGUGAUCAAGACCAUGUACAUUUUUCAUUCGAUAGUGCAACAAAUACUCUCCAUAUGAUAUACACUUCUCCACCAAGGACAACAAAUGUUACUUUAGUUUGUGACAGUGAAGCAUAUGAACCUGAGCUUGAUGUGACAGGUGAAAAUCCAAGUAUAAAAAAUCUCUAUGAAAUGACUCUUACUUCAAGGUGUGCAUGUCCCAACCUUUGCCGUGAAUCUCACUUAUCAGCGGGUUCUGUAUUGGUAAUAAUAUUUAUGAUCUUUGUGUCCCUUUAUCUUUUCCUUGGCAUAAUUCAUUCGAAUUUAACUCGUGGAGCACAAGGCUGGGAGUUGUUACCUCACUACGAAUUUUGGUCGGAUUUUCCUCUACUUGUACGGGAUGGAUGUGUCUUUGUUGUUAAUGGUUGCAAAACAGACACAGGAUAUGACAGAAUAUGAUGUUUUACAGUUUUAAUAGAUUAGUAUCUUUUCAAAUGUUGAAAUAAUGAAAGAUUUUAACAUUAAUUAAUGCUUGUAAAUCAACAAGUUUUAUUCUUUUAUCAAGCUUUAAAUGGAAAUUUAUUUUUAUAUUUGUAAUGCAUUAUCUUUUCUGUGUUCAAGCAAAAAUUGAAGUUCAAUUUUUCAAAUUGCCAAUGAACCCAAGAAAAAUCAAAAAUUUAAUGUAGAGAGCAAAAUUCUUUGCAAAUAUUCAAAAAUUUUAAUUUUUUAGUUUUGAAAUGUUUUUUUUUUUUUUUUUUGUCAGCUUUGGUGAAAAGUAUUUUUAAAAGUUACUUUAAAUUAAGUGCUUCUAACAAGUACCCAAUCAUUAAAAUGACUGUACCAUUAGUCUGGGCACCAAAUAUAGUUUUAAACUAUAGUUUACAACCUAGUAUAUCAAAAUAAGUAUGCAGGUUUUAUUGAAUAAAUAUGAUAGGAAAUAUUUUUAUACUUUUCUAAAUGCUAAAGUAAAGUAAAUAAAGUUUUAAAAGAUAAAAAUAGAUGCAAAACCAUGGGCAGAUUAAAAGGAUGGGGGCACAAUGGGACAAUGCCAUCCCAGUUUUGAGAGGACUUUUUUAUAGUAACACAACACACCUUUUCAAAUCUUAAAACAAAAAUCAUUAUUUUUUCCACUUUUUUUUUCUUUUUUGAAUAGUACAGAAGUGAAAAUGAAGAGAAUAACAAAUGCCUUUUUCUGAUAGAAAAGAAAAAAAUCACAGUACAUUGAAUACAAAUAGUAAAGAUGUUACUGGGGUGCUAAAAAUGUGUCUAAAAGGACUAUUUUCAACUGAAAAACCAUUAGGGCAAAUAGGACUAAACUGCUAGAGGAACUCUGCAUUCAGCAGCAAUACUUUUUUUUUAACAAAUGAGACGCCGAAAUAAAGAGAAAGAAAACUUGCCCCCCCCCCCUUUUUGUGCUAAAGAAUAACUUCUCGUUGUGAUUUGUAUUCUUCCUUUUCAGAAUGUUUGUUUCCAAUUUGCGUGAUUUCAAAAUUGAUAUAUUUUCAGUUGUUACAGACGAAGAAUCUUGGAAUAAUCUUCCAGUUUCAUAUGUUCAAACAAAUUUGGCUGGUUUGAAACGAAUGCUAUUGAGAAAAAAAAAGGACAGAGUUAAAAGUAACAAUUUACACCAUACUCAACAAAUUGAUGUAACAGUUAAACAAAAAAAAAAAAAACAUAGUUCAACCACUGCACAAACAGAAAGUAAAAGCAAUUUUUAACGAUGUGUUGAUUUUUUAGGGAAAAAAUAGGGAUCUCAGUCUUAAGCAGUUCAAAACUAAUUUUCAUAUUUUCCUGAAUCAUACAUUGUACAGAAAACAUGUGAAUAAAAGAAAAUGUGAGGAGAACGUAUUUCCGGCACAAAAAUUUAGCAAAUUUCUCGUAACAUCACUUUACUACCUGAUGAAAUGUUUUUUCAACUGUGUGUUUUAUUUUUUCCCUGAUUUUUUGCCAAUCCAAUAACCCCCUAUAAGGCUUCAAAAUGCAGAAUUUUAUAUCUAUUUUACAACUUUUUCCCCAGGGAUAUCCACCCCUGAUCCAAUAUCCCCCAAGAUAUCCCUGCAUCCUUCUCUUAAUACCAUUCUCCCUCUUAAGGUCAAUUCAAAGAGAGGAGCCAACACAUUAGUAGAGCAACACAAAAUAAGUAAAGCAUGGGCUUAUGAUGUAUCACAGGAUAAAUAGUAGGUAAGGGAGGGGGGCAGUUAAAAAUGCCCUUUUCCGUCACAGACAGAAAAAGUUGUCUGGACUACAAAAGGGACCCCAUAGCUGAAAUAGCUUAUGCAGGGGUGCCCACCCUCUCCUAAAAGCAAGGGCACCCCCCUAAAUAUCAUGAAGACCCCUCAAAAGCAAUGGCCCUCCAAAGAGAAAAAUACCCUUUCAAUACUCUCCCUCUAAAAAUUUCAAUGUCGCAGUCUUCCCCCCCCCCCCAGUAGGCAUCCCUGCCUUAGGGUCCCAUUAAGUCUAAACCCGGCCCCGACUAAUGUAGCUUUUAAAAAAAAUCCUGCCCCCCCUCCCCCGGGAACUCAGGCCUAAAUCCGCCUAUGUGUGA
Uloborus diversus is the source of this 2817-nucleotide messenger RNA. Its product is annotated as cation-dependent mannose-6-phosphate receptor-like. The record is from RefSeq and is a predicted model, not a curated record. Bases 159 to 731 code for a protein of 190 amino acids. Gene Ontology annotation, cellular component: trans-Golgi network. NCBI's taxonomy places the organism in Eukaryota, Metazoa, Arthropoda, Arachnida, Araneae, Uloboridae. The transcript is spliced from 7 exons.